This is a messenger RNA of Hipposideros armiger (great roundleaf bat), 745 nucleotides long. It is a transcript of the gene LAMTOR4, whose product is annotated as late endosomal/lysosomal adaptor, MAPK and MTOR activator 4. The coding region runs from base 179 to 427 and encodes 82 amino acids. Gene Ontology annotation, cellular component: Ragulator complex; lysosome. The transcript has 4 exons. Gene Ontology annotation, biological process: positive regulation of TOR signaling; cellular response to amino acid stimulus. The record is from RefSeq and is a predicted model, not a curated record. Gene Ontology annotation, molecular function: guanyl-nucleotide exchange factor activity. NCBI's taxonomy places the organism in Eukaryota, Metazoa, Chordata, Mammalia, Chiroptera, Hipposideridae.
UUCCGCACUGGCUGAUUAAGUCUGAUGACGUAGUCAAGCUCCAAUCCACAUGCUGGGGGCAGGACUAAAAUCCGGCGGCGCAGGGUAGGAGGAGCUAGCCUGGUGGAAGCACGUGACCUGGGUCUGGAGCCGGAAGCUACCUAUCUCGUCUGGAGCUUCCCCAGCACCUAAGGCUGAGAUGACUUCUGCACUGACCCAGGGGCUGGAGCGAAUCCCAGAUCAACUCGGCUACCUGGUGCUGAGUGAAGGCGCAGUGCUGGCGUCAUCUGGGGAUCUAGAGAAUGAUGAGCAGGCAGCCAGUGCCAUCUCUGAGCUGGUCAGUACAGCCUGUGGUUUCCGGCUGCACCAUGGCAUGAACAUACCCUUCAAGCGCUUGUCAGGUAUGUCUCCCCUCCAGUGGUCUUUGGAGAACACACGCUGCUGGUGACUGUGUCAGGACAGAGGGUGUUUGUGGUGAAGAGGCAGAACCGAGGCCGGGAGCCCAUUGAUGUCUGAGCCUGCCAAGGGCGAGGGGCAGAGGUGUAUUGGGUCCAUGAGCCUCUGUGAUGAGGAAGAUGCAAACUUCUUCCACCUUUUUCUUGGCCUGCUGCUUGAGCUAAGGCUUUCUGUUCACCCACUGCCCCACCCCUGUAACCUGGAAGGGCAGAGGCUUGAGGACCCUGUGCUGUGUUAAGGAUAGUGAGGACAAGGGGACCUCCUUCUUUCUUCCCUCCUAAUAAACAUGAAUCUGAUAUUCUCAGGGCCA